Molecule: messenger RNA, 570 nt
Organism: Morchella importuna
Lineage: Eukaryota; Fungi; Ascomycota; Pezizomycetes; Pezizales; Morchellaceae
Exons: 8
Coding region: 1-570 (189 amino acids)
Source: RefSeq, a predicted model, not a curated record
AUGGGUGAACGCCUAUCUGAAGACCCCUAUAAUACCUGCGGUGUGGGUCAGACGAGACGAAACGAGACAAGAUCUUGCUCAUUUCUUGUUCCGGGGAUGACAUUCACUCCUGGAAGUGCGGGGGAUAAUCGAUUAGGCAUAAAUACUGAUAUUCAAAAACAAAUUCAUGGUACAAAUCGCGGCGCCUUUAAUCUCCAGCUAAGUCGUUCCGGUUUAUAUGAUAAGGCCAUGAUGCGAACGUGUAGGAAAAAUUCGAAAACGGACAAGCGCCGUACAUGUAGGGACAAAGGACGAAGGAGAAAGGCAGAAAGAAGGGGAAAAAAAAAGAGUCAAAUAUUCAAUACCGUGUAUCUUCAUGCAAACCUCCUCUUGCAUUAUCAUCUUCGAAACAACCACGAGUCCACCAAAGGUAGCAAUAGAAAAAACUCUUUCCUGGAAACUGGAGGGAAAGCCGAAGAUUUGACCGAAUACAAGCCAAGACAUCAGCCAAGUUCGUUGACUUGUAGUACCGUGAUCACCGUAUUUGAAGCCCGUCAACAGUUGGAUAACGACGUAUGGAGCAGCGAUUAA